Molecule: messenger RNA, 1245 nt
Organism: Eleginops maclovinus (Patagonian blennie)
Lineage: Eukaryota; Metazoa; Chordata; Actinopteri; Perciformes; Eleginopidae
Gene: rnmt
Product: RNA (guanine-7-) methyltransferase
Exons: 10
Coding region: 211-1125 (304 amino acids)
Biological process (GO): 7-methylguanosine mRNA capping
Cellular component (GO): nucleus
Molecular function (GO): mRNA 5'-cap (guanine-N7-)-methyltransferase activity
Source: RefSeq, a predicted model, not a curated record
GAGAGGAAGGGGGGAGAGAGAGAGGGGGGAGAGAGGAAGGGGAGAGAGAGGGAGGGAGGACAUAAUGCAGGAACCAAGAGGAGACAUGAAGACGAAGAAGCAUCAUCCAACAAGAAGCUGGUGAUUGAUCACAGUGUCAAGGUGGCCAGGCACUACAACAGCCUGCAGGAAGUCGGUCUCGCGGCUCGGAGUCGAAGCAGGAUCUUCUUCAUGAGGAAUUUUAACAACUGGCUUAAGAGCAUCCUGAUUGGUGAGGUCCUGGAGCAGGUUCGGGGGGUGGGCUCUCAGCAGGUGUGUGUGUUGGAUCUUGGCUGUGGUAAAGGAGGAGAUCUGCUGAAAUGGAGGAGAGGAGGUAUCCAUCACCUGGUGUGUGCAGAUAUAGCAGCAGUGUCUGUGGAUCAGUGCCAGAGUCGCUACGAAGACAUGAAGAGGAAAAGCUACGCUAACGAGAAGCUCUACAGUGCCCAGUUCAUCAGUGCUGACUGCACCAAGGAGGUUCUGUCGGAGAAGCUGGACGACCCGGCGCUGAUGUUUGACAUCUGCAGCUGUCAGUUUGUGUACCAUUACUCGUUUGAGAGCGAACAGAAGGCUGACAUGAUGCUGAGAAAUGCCUGUGAACAUCUGAAGCCCGGAGGCUUCUUUAUCGGAACAACGCCGGACGCAUUUGAGCUUGUGAAACGUCUGGAGGCUUCCGACUCUCUGUCGUUUGGUAACGAAGUGUUUAAGGUCUCCUUUCAGUCCAAAGGAUCUUACCCACUGUUCGGAUGUCAGUAUCACUUCAGCCUGGAGGACGUGGUGGAUGUUCCCGAGUCGCUGGUGUACUUCCCUCUGUUUGAACACAUGGCGAAACGCUACAACAUGCGUCUGGUUCUGAAGCAGAGGUUCUCCGAGUUUUUUGAAGAAAAGGUGAAGAAGGAGCAGAAUCGCAGCCUGAUGAUGAAGAUGAUGGCUCUGGAGCCGUUCCCCUGUGAGGAUGGAGGUCGACAGGCCACAGACAGCACAGGAGAGUACUGCCAUGCUAAAGAGCACUGCGGCACAUCCGGACGUCCACUGGGAACUCUGAGCAGAUCUGAGUGGGAGGCAACAAGUAUCUACCUGGUGUUUGUCUUCCAGAAGAUGUCCUGAAGCUGAUCUCUUUUGGUCCUCGUGUUUGUACAGUGUUUUCAUUUUCUUUUCCAGUCAUCUUUCUGAUAAACUGUGAAAUGUGUUGGCUUGAUUUCACAAUGAAUAAAGACUAAAUGUUGA